Labeo rohita (rohu) is the source of this 1265-nucleotide messenger RNA. It is a transcript of the gene c11h6orf120, whose product is annotated as chromosome 11 C6orf120 homolog. The record is from RefSeq and is a predicted model, not a curated record. The transcript is spliced from 2 exons. The coding region runs from base 172 to 738 and encodes 188 amino acids. NCBI's taxonomy places the organism in Eukaryota, Metazoa, Chordata, Actinopteri, Cypriniformes, Cyprinidae.
AACAGAGGGCGCGCAUGAGCGUUAUAAUGCCAUCAAGUCCCAAAACGUUCAGGAGUCAACUCAACACCUGUAACAGCAAAUUCAAAACAUAACGACGUCGACUGUCCUUCCCUAUGGAGUAUUUUUGACAAUGCACCGGGAGGUUCCAGAUGUAGCUGGGGUCUGGCAGCAAUGACCAUGGUGCUGUCCUGGGGUGGUUUGUUGAUAUUAGCGGCCCUAUCCCGGGCCCUGGGCUCUCUGCAGCAUUCAGAGGAGCCUUCUGUCCCAGAUGAAUGGGUCCUGCUUCAUGUUGUGCAAGGCCACAUCGGAGCGGGAAACUACAGCUACCUGCGUCUCAACCAUGAAGGACGCAUUAUCCUGUACAUGCAAAGCCUUAAGGGAGAUGCCGAUCUCUACGUCUCUGACAAGACGCUGCGGCCAAACUUUGAUACCUAUAAGCUUCAGUCUACCACCUGUGGCCAGGAUGUGGUGGUCGUCCCGGGGGAUUUUAUUAGGCCUGUUGGAAUCGGAAUCUACGGACAUCCAUCCUACAUGGAAAGUGAGUUUGAGAUGAGGGUGUUUUACGACCAGACGGCACUUACAGGAGAGGAUAUCGAGAAAAACUCUUAUUCCUCAGAUGAGACUCCCGGUCAGUCUCAACACUCUCAGGGCCCUGAGGACGUGACGGAAGAAGAGGAAUCCAUCCUGUGGACUAUUCUAAUUGGGAUUCUUAAGAUCAUACUUGAAAUUUUGUUUUGAUUUUGAUGUUCCAGCUGCCAAAAUAACACAUUUGCCACAUUAAACAAUUUUCUUGUUUAGAUCAAAUGAGCAGGUUUUUUUGUUCAGAGUAAUGACUACAAAUGAAGAACUACAAAUGCUUUGCCUGGAGUUCUGUUCAAAUCUUGAGUUGCACCAUCACUGCUUUAUAGAGAAUCUGUAUGUUUCGUCCAAAAUUUGAAUAUGCAAAUUAUAAAUUUGUUUGUCAAAUUACAUGUCAUAUCAACACAAUUGAUUGCACUUGAUAUGUCAAACAAAAGUUCUUUUCUGAUAUUUUAUUGGAGUUAAAAAAAAAAAUCAGUUGCGUGGUGCAUUUGUUUGUCUUUUACUGACCUGGGGAUGUGAAUUCUAAGUUUUAAUCUGCACUAUGCAAUCACACAAAUCACCUUGUGACUGAGGUCAUACGGUUGUGCCUAAUGUGAAGAAGAAUCUGUUGACUAAUAAGCAGCAAAGAAUCUUCUGCGCCUGUAGUUGUAAGAUACAAAUAAAACCACUUAUUUUUGAAAAUU